UCCACGAUGAAGCUGACUACCAUCCUGGUUGCUGUUCUCGCCUCGGUCGGUGUCCUGGCCGCGGCCGAAUCCACCAAGGACGCCCCCAAGACCCUGCGCAUCGGCGUCAAGAAGCGUAUCCCCGAGGAGGAGUGCACCCGCAAGAGCAAGAAGGGCGACACCCUGUCGAUGCACUACACCGGCACCCUCUUCUCGACUGGCAAGAAGUUCGAUUCCUCUCUGGAUCGCAACUCGCCUUUUGACUUUGUUCUUGGUGCCGGCCAGGUCAUCAAGGGCUGGGACCAGGGCCUCCUGGACAUGUGCAUUGGCGAGAAGCGCCGUCUGGUCAUUCCUCCCCAGCUUGGCUAUGGCGACCGCGGUGCUGGCGCAUCUAUCCCCCCUGGAUCCACCCUCGUCUUCGAAGUCGAGCUUUUGGAUAUCAAGAACAAGGCUGCCAAGGAUUUGUAGAGUCGAGACCGUCCCGAGACACUCGAAAACGCAAUUGCUGUCGAUGACAUUAGCCGGAUAAUACAGUAUUCAGAUAAAGUCAUCCACGCCAACCCAUGUCCUUUGCUCGGGGAGGGACAUGCCUGUUGUGUCCCGACCGUGCACAUAUCGGCGUCGUGGUACAUCAAGAUAUCAUCACAGCGCAUGCCGCGCUGUCGG
Molecule: messenger RNA, 645 nt
Organism: Polychytrium aggregatum
Lineage: Eukaryota; Fungi; Chytridiomycota; Chytridiomycetes; Polychytriales
Product: putative FK506-binding protein 2
Exons: 4
Coding region: 7-447 (146 amino acids)
Biological process (GO): protein peptidyl-prolyl isomerization
Molecular function (GO): peptidyl-prolyl cis-trans isomerase activity
Source: RefSeq, a predicted model, not a curated record